Messenger RNA from Archocentrus centrarchus (flier cichlid), 2181 nucleotides. RefSeq lists its product as uncharacterized. The coding region runs from base 158 to 1750 and encodes 530 amino acids. NCBI's taxonomy places the organism in Eukaryota, Metazoa, Chordata, Actinopteri, Cichliformes, Cichlidae. Gene Ontology annotation, molecular function: RNA binding. The transcript is spliced from 3 exons. The record is from RefSeq and is a predicted model, not a curated record.
UGGACACAGGUCGCUAUUUAAGCACUAAAGAGUGACGCGCAGUGAAAGUGAAACUAAGCAAUAAGCUGAGUGUGUAUUAACGACAGGGGUGUUUAGUGCGGCUGAAAAACGCGGGAGCAUCUAACGGCGAUUGCGACGCUCCAAUACUGCAGCCGUAAUGGAGACGGACUGCUGGGAGAGCGGCAGGACGGUGGUUGCGUCCGGCGUACCGGACGUAUUACCCCCCGACAGGAUAGCCGACAAGCUGACGAUUCACUUUCAAAGUCCCCGGAGGAGCUGCGGAGGAGACGUGGAAGAGGUGAAAUAUCCCACCCGCCUGGAAGGAGUGGCGUUUGUCACUUUUGUAAAAGCAGAAGAUGCAGAGAGGGUGGUGAGGAAGGAGCAGCACAUUAUGACGGACAGCCAGUUUCUCGAAGACUACAUUCUCACCGUGUUUCCCUUCAGCAGAGACGUGUUUUUUUACGUCACAGGCGCUACAGUCGACCUCUCCAUGUUCGGCAGCAAUCAGGAGUCGCUGAUGGAGAAGCUGCGGUCAGCUCACAGAUCUCUACGAUUUCGUCCUUCGCUCCAAGAGAGGAAAGCCUCUAUUGAGGGGCCUUUUGCAGCUGUCCAGGCCCUGAGAAAGGACCUCAUCUGCAGAGCCAGCCGGCUUCAAUCUGCAGUCACAGCCCGACCCACUGCUAUUAACCUAAGAGAAAGUCCUCUUAAUCCGGUGGUAAUAUCUCAUCGCAAGUAUGUCAGCCCUGUAAGCCACAGCAGCUCUAAGUGGGAACCUGCAAGCAGCUUAUCAACAUCGCUGCAGAGCACAGGUGAGGCAAGGGAAAUCCAAAGCCUGCUCUCAAAAUCAAAACCUCAAAACGCCUCCUUGAGGCAAAAAGUUUCCUCUGAGAGUUUGGCUGGAGGGAGGGUUUCGGGCGCAGGCAUCGAUAAAAAGGAGGACAAACUGAGAGUCCGGUCCAGGCUUGAAAUGUCCUCAGAAUAUAGAACAGAGCAAAGACAGGCCAACCACAGAGAAGUGGCCGAUGAGGAAAUCAAAGCAAGGAUUACAUCUUCCUUAUUGGGCCUUCCUCAAGAAGAGGCAAUAUCAACAAAAGAGUCUUCAGAAAAACAUCCCAGACCAGGCAAGAUUUCAGCAAUAAAGACUGGAAAGGAGAGUGAUUUGGGCUCUCAGCACAGCAGCACAGGCUAUUUGAAGGAUCGGAGCAGCUCAGCAAUCAGAAGUAAGCUCCUCCAGACUGGACUUGAAGAUAUCUCACAAACCUCGGAGAGAUAUACUGAAGGUACAGCAGUGGCGUGUGCAAUCUGUCCAGAAGCUCAGGAUGUUAUCUGGGUUGACUCUUACACGUUCAGGUACAUCGAAAAAUUUCACAAAAAGGAGUUGGACAGAUGCCUGGGGGGCACUGACAUGUCCGUCAUGCGUUUUGAAGAAAGCGACCUCAUGCAAAUAUCGUUGACUGAGCGGCAAAACUCCAAGGCGCCCUCGGGAAUCCAGAAAGCCGCCCAGCAACUUGAAGCUUUGAUGGAGUCUUGGCAAUCAACCUUAAGAGUUUACGAGAUAUUUUACGAUGAGGCGGAGCUACUUGAUAAAGACCUAAUGAAUCGCAUCUGUCAUGAUGCGAAUUUCCUGUUUGAUGAUGUUCUUUACUUAUUCGAGGGCUCCUGCAUUAAAGUCAUCGGCCCCUCAGUCUCCAGUAUACUCUUCUACAAGAGAGUGAAAGACAGGAUGAGUAAAGCCAAAGUCGAGUUGUAAAUUCUAGAAGUAAUAAAUCGAUGUACUUUAAUCACUGACCACAGGGUGGAGCAGUUGUCCCUUCACAAACCCGCUCACACACUGAAUUCUGCAUUUUUUGUUAUUGUUACAAACACAGCCGUUCUUGUUUGAUACUGACACUGUGAGUUUUCAUUUGAGCAGCUAAUAAUUAGAACCAUAGAAAUAAAUAAUACAGUACUGAUUACAUAUCUGCCUGAGACUAGAUAUCAUCUUCCUUCUGCUUUCUCUGUUUGUUUCUGUGGUGAAGCCUCCCUUUUUUUUUAUGUAUGGGUUAAUAUUUAGGCCUGUAAACAGCAAUCCAGACUCUCUUCUCACAGCAGCAGUGAUAAGUCUUAGUUAACCCCUCAUAUCUUAAUUAAAGACUAAACAUAGACAUUUAAUUAAACACAAAUGAUGCCAGAUGCCAGCCC